UGGACUUCACACCUGAGUUGGACGGCUUUUUGGAGCAGUUGGUAGAGGAGCAAGGGCAGAACUGGGACGCCAUUGAGGAAGAGUUCCUAGAAAUCGCUGCCGACUUCGAAGAGACCGACUUGCGGGAAGCAGCCAGAGCCCAAUUCACAAGGUCUAAACUGGAAUCAAGGUGGCGACAGUUAUCGUCCUCACGUGGUGGUGGAGGAGGGAGCGGGAAUGAUCAUGGUGGGCCGGCAUCGAUCGCACCUGAUGCAGCUGGGAAUCAAGAUGGACCAACGAGCGGAAGACCAGCCAAUACCGAGCCAGAGGUCGCCGGUUCCUCAGCGGCUUCUGUCCUAACGGGUACAGAUGAAGCACCUCGUGAUGUUGGCUCGAGUGCGGACGAUGCUUCAACCACCGCUGAUGAGAUGUCCGCAACUGGGGAUGAUGGUCAACUUAAGGCUACUGUAACAAUGUGUGAAAAAUCGAACUUAUCAAUCUUUGCUUGUUUCUCUAGUAAUAACUUAUCAAAGUAGUCUUGUCGUGAGUAGCUUCUGUAUACUUAUCCAUAAGAAGGAAAUUCGGUAAAAAGACCUACUUCUAAGUAUCUCGGCAUUAGUUCUUCCGCACAAAUCCGAGAAGAGGCGAUGCAACGACUGGCUGCCACUACACGACCUGGAGAAUCGGAAUUCAAUCCGAAUUUUCCAUCCUUUGCUUAUGAGUUCUUGGAGUGACAGUUUCAGAUCACAAAGAUUCAGAUUUAUCCAUUAUUGACAUUAGAUUCUUUCAUCUCAGAGAACAACCAAUGAGCAUAAUUAUGAUGAUGGUGAUGAAAUUAUCGUAGUAGAGCUUCUCGUCUGAAAAUCUCCUCUAGUACCAGCUCCACUAGACUCUAAUCUCCAGUCGCUCUGUUAGCGCAUGGUGUAAAUCCGCACGACAUCGAAGGCGAUAUAGUGGAGAACCAGGCAGAUAGACCAGAGGUUUUCGAUUCCAUCCUGAAGAAUUUGCAGAGUGGGCAUGACUACAGCGCCAUGACCACCAAUGUGUCGAGAGAAGAAUUUUCAACGCUGUUGAACGGUCCCAAUGCCUUGCGAACGAGGAGCAAAGACGGUGGAGGUGGUGGGGCUGUGUCGUUAUGGGAAGGGGAUGAUGAGGCGUGUGUGGGAGAUUGUUUAUUUUUUCUCGUGUUGUUAGAGGUCUGUUGUCCUUUGGCUUUGAGUCCAUUUUUUAUACUAGAUGAGGAUGUUUUUCUAAUACCCCCAAGUAGAACAACAAUUGCCUGAUAAGAACUCAGAAGGACAACUUAGAAGCACAAAAGUGAACUUUCAUUCCGUUCCACAAGCACAAGCGCAUCAUCAAGACCUGCGCCAGCAUCCAGAGGAGGCGUUUCUGCCCUGCAAAGAAAUAGAAGUCAAUCAGCAGCCGGACAGAAGGGAAAAGGGAAAGCAACGGGCAGCAAAGGUAUUGAUACACAUAUGUCACCUUGAGCUUAUUAAGGCAACUUUGGGGAAUAGGAGUAAAAAAGCUUAAGCUUUUUUAGUAAGAUCUGAAUCGAUCCAAAUGUAUUUUCUCUUACGCUUCACAGUAAGAUUUUAAUCAAAUUAUCCAAUAAGACAAAUGCCCCCACUCGCAGUUUUUUAAAUUUGACACCCGUAUCUGUUCUUUUCCUCCUCUUUUCUUAUUCACCUUCAAGUGGAUUCUGGAUCUAUGAAGACUCUUUUUGACACCCGCUCUGUUGUCCCCGUAUGAUGAAACAUAAGAACAGGGAAUUGGAGUCGAUGAGUCCCCUGUAUGGCGGACGAUGCGAUUACAAAACACUCACAGUUUCUGAGACAGAGCUAUGGUCUAUUGUUUCAACCGAGAUGGUCUAUGGAAUAAAGUAAGUAUGCUGAUGUCAGAAGGACGAUUGAUGUCACACCAUGAGCCCGAACUACUACCUGUCAAGAAAAAUUUCAAUUUUCUUCUAUGUGAGUAAUCCUAAUGAAGCAUAAUAUUCCCGUUCCUCCAGGUGUAGGUGGUAUAAGUAGCGGAAGUGAUUCGGAGGAAGAUUUUGCGAAAGCACGAGCAAAGGUGAAGCAGCAUUCUGAGUCUAAACUCGUCGGAGGUUCCUCUUUAUCAACAUCAUCGAGUACUACAACGAUGAGACCAACAUCAGGAGGCUUUAGACCGCCAGCACGCAGCACGGCUAGUAAUAUAUUACAGCAAGAACAGGCAAAACACAAGGAAAGUCCUGAGAAAGUAGACCAGGUAGGACAAGAGGGCAAAGACGAACAGAACGAAGAAGAAGAAGACCAUCAAGACGCUGAUGACACUACAGCUCAACCAGAGGAUCGGUUGAAGAAGCAACAACCUCUUAUGCGAUCGAACCGGCGGAGUGCGUUUUCGAAACUCUCCAAAGAAGAAGAACUACUAAUAGCUGGUGGCUUUGGUGCAGGUUUCAUCGACGAAUAUGACCACACUGACGACUUGUCAGAAGGCGCAAAGAAGAAAUUAAGACCUACUUCGCUGAGAGUGAAUCUAAAUCUAUCAAUCUAUCUUGCCCAACGAAAACAUUGAGAAAACAAGGUGCAACUAAACCUUGGGAAACCAUCUUGAUGGAGGCCCUCGAAUUAUCUAUAUAUUACUUAUCUUGCCCAAGAAACAUGCUGCAUCAUGGGAGUCCCGUUUUGAGGCCUCAAAACGAGCAACAAGAAAGAUGCUCAACAAGAUAGAUUUAGAUUUUUUUUUGCAAGGUCUAAAGAAAGUUGCCGAAAUAGAAGCUUUUUUGAAGCGAGGGAAGCCAGAUCAACCUAGCAUGCAGCAACUACAAAAAGCCAUUGCGGAAGAUAAAGCUCUGAUGUCGCAAGUGACGAAGGCGAAAAAUGUUGGUAAAGAUAUGGCGCAGGAUACUCAGAUAGUGAGAAGUACGUACGACCUCUUUGAUGAGCAACAACUUCGCAGCCUGGUCCUAGGAACUUCUACUUGCUGGAGUGUCAUUGACAUCACAGAACGUAGUUCCGCCUCAUACAAAAAUAUUCCAUUCAUCCCCAUCGCCGCUCCACCUUCUAAGGCUUUCUAAAACCUUUCUAAGAAACACAUCAAUCUGUCUCUAAAAGUUCCUCCCUAGAGAACGAUGAAAACGGCAAUGCUAGUACUGAUCAGCCAGAGAGGCUUCUUCCUCGUGAAGAGCCACGUGGUGACGUUCUGCGUGACAUAAGUAGUGCAGUUGCGAAUCGCACACCGUCUAUUAGUCCGGAGCCGGUGCAGAAGGUUAAUUCGGGUAGUUUAUGGACGAGUAAGAAAGGCCGACAUGCUUAUUAGAAUGGAAGAAGGGAAGAGAAAAGAUAAUAUUAAAGUCUAGGAAAAUAUCGUUUCCUUUUAGAAGCGAUCGCUUGAUUGCUCUACAGUAUCAAUCUUAGUCCUCAUAUACACGAUUCUAAUCACGGCAGUGGAUAAAGCCUCGCUUUUGAACGCAGACCGUGUGAUCGAGGCUGGUGGUGAUGGCGCGGGGACAAUUCAGCGCAAUGUUGUAGAAUCAAGUGGCGACGCGCAGGCUUUGCUGGCCAAUCUGAAGAAGUUUCGGAACGGAAGAGAAGAAAACACCGAUCCUGCGGAGAGACGCGCGAGUUUAUCUAAGGAGGAACAGCGUCGACAGGAUGAGGAUGAGAAGCGGCGGUUUGCAGAGGAGUGCGAGCGUCGGAGAGUCAUGCUUUAUGGGGUUUUCUUAGAGUUUGUGUUUGUGUUUUCUCUAGAGGUAGCUGAAUUGGGAUAAAAUUCUACCAGCUCCAUCACUAUCACUAUCAUCAUCAUCGUCUUCACCAAGUUUAUAGCAGAGGAGCUACAGACUACUUAGACAGAAAAAGAACCUAAACUAAUAGGCUUAUUAACUUCCACCACCUGUAAGAGUGUUGGUCAAGGUCAUAAUCCUAAUGGAUUCACAAAGAUCACAAGGAUAAAGAUCAGCAAAAUGACCAAGAUCGCCAGGCAAAAGGUUACCGGAGCACCAUCCAAACGCCCGACGGGUUUACCGUCGCGCGGGUGUCUCUGGCUUCUCCUCUCUCUCUCGUUUGUGGCUCAAGCCUCCCAAUACAGUCAAGGACAAAACAGCACCGGAAUGAUCUCAAAGAUAACCUACAGACCUAAAUGCAUAUAGUUCCAAAAACAGUGAUCAUCAGGCAAAGGACCUUCAACGUAUUCAGAUAGAAGAAAUGAUGAAUGUUUCAUAGCUGUAAUCAGGUUCAUAACGUACUGUCAGUUCUGAUCAAUGAUGAGAAUCAACAUAGGAUGAUCGUAUGAAUCAAUGAUGAUAGCAUAAGCGUUUCCAUAUGAAAGUUUCCCCAUGCAACAUGAUAUCCCAAUGAUGAAGCUGAGACUUCCUCCAUGUAACCCCAAUGAACAUCCACAGGGAUCAAAGCAGCCAGAGAUCAUUAGUCUCAGGCUGUGAGUGCAAAUUGUGCAAACAGUAUCACUCUCAAGUGUUUCUCACCGAGAAACUAGACGCGACUUAACAGUCUGUGUUCGAAUGUAUCCAACACUACUUUGACCCUUGAGCUAAGUAUAGAGUAGAAAUCCAUCUAGAAACAACUUUUCAAAAUGUCCUGCGAUGCGAAAGAAAUUUCGAAGAAACUCGGACAGAAGUCCGACUGGCGAGCAUGGCAACUUGCCAUACGUCAGGAAGCUAGCCGUCUCGGCCUGCUUCAAAACUACACGAAUGUAGUCGGCAUUCCGGCAGCUCCUCAUGGUAUUCCUAACGGAGUUACCAAUCGGGAGGAAACAAUUCGGCAGAAGUGGCGCAACCUGAAAGAUGCGAUUAUUCGUAGUCUGAAAGGUGCCGCUGCGUCGUUCAUCAACAACCAGAACGAUAAUGGGCAGGUGGAUGCGAUGGAUGCAGGUGAGGUUGUUGUGCUCCUUCGUGAUGUAGGACACUUCGAUCAAAACAACCGUCAGGAACAACGGAUGAAAGUAAAACCGCUUACGGAUGGCGUGUUGAAGUUCCACAACGCGGAUCAACCUGCAGAUGUCACAGGAUUCUUGUCGAAAGUCCGAGACAUCAUGAACCAGUCGCCCACCGUGUACCCGCCGGAAGCAGGAGUGCCAGAAAGUGACCAACAAAAUGGUGCACUGCUACAGAAGUUGCCAGAGCUGUUCUGCAAGAACUUCAAGGCAACGAUCGAACGCAUGCAGGAAGAAGAUGGUCUGACAUUUGACCAGAUUGGUGACCGACUUGAAAAGCGUCUUGCGACGUUGAUCGAGGAGGGAACCUACAAAGUUGAGAACGAUUCCUUCGGGAAGGCGUUCCCGGUCAAUGUUCAGGAGACCUCGAAUAAGCGUUCUCGUGAAGAGGAAGAUGACGAGGAAAAGGCCAAUGAAGGUGGUAAGAUCUUUCUGUCUAAAAGUGCUCUCAAGCGCUUCAAGGCAAACACAAAGAAGAAGAUCGCCGCCGAGGUCUAUGCCUCCAAUUCGAACGGCAAAGGAAAGCCGCAGAACAAAAAUAAUAAAGGUUCUGGAAAACAAGAUACCCGUCCAGUCUGUUGGAUCUGCAACAAACCGGGUCACAAAUCCGCGUCUUGUUGGAAGAAUCCACAGAACCAGGCAAACUGGAACUGGAACACCAAUUCCCAAUCUAGUAGUGCUAUGGGUAAAGGUGGAAAGGGUAAUGGCAUGGUUCACAUGUCCCAAGUUGCGGAGCUGUGGCAAGCUCUCAACGGCGGAAAGCAGAGCUGAGUUGCGGAACCGGUGGAAAGCGGAUUUUGCUCGCUGAACUUGGAUGAAGAUGAGGGUGAAGAAAUAAACGUAAAUAAUACAGGGGAGGUAAAACUUGUGGGACAUAGUCUUUCAACUAGUUCCAUUACUGCAAGAGAAGAAGUUAGUCUGGUUGAUAGCUGUGCAAACAAAUACCUUUCAAGACACAAGGAUGACUUUAGUGAAAUAACUAUGAGAACUUGUAGGAUUACUGGUAGCGCUGGAAGUAAAGACGGAAGAGUAGGAAAACUAAAGUCAAACAUCUUAGGGCUCCAGUAUGGUGUUUAUUAUGAUUCACUACCAAAGGACUUAGAUCGUAUUAUACCUUGGUUAGGUGAAGGGAACUGCUCGCAAUUAGGAUGGGAAUUCAACUUCAAAGGCGCAGGUGGUUGUCUCGUACAUACGGACACCGGCCAGGCCAUACCCAUAAGAAGUCAUCCACGCUUGCAGCUUCCCAUACUUGCAUGCAACUUAUUUAAAGAAGAGACUGAUAGUGGUUAUAUUUGUUCAACAGUAGAAGAAGGAGUCAGUAGUUGUUACCUUACAAGACUCGAACUUCAUAGAAGAUGUGGGCACUUUCAUAUAGAUGGCCUCCAGGUAAAUUGCCCUGAGUGUGAUCUACAUAAAGGCCAACGCGCACCACAUGCAAAAGCUAGAGAUACUUCGAACUACAAACCUGAACCAUUGAAGUUACUAGCAAUCGACUUUGCUGUUGGAAUCAAACCCGUAUCAGUCAGGUCAAAGAGAUGUGUAUUAGUGAUCAUCUGUGAUGUAAUUAAGAAGGUGUUCUGUCGACCGCUUAAGCUGAAAAGUGACUGUGUGGAGGAAAUAGAAGAAGUUAUCAAAGGCAUUCGCCAGGACUACUCCUUAUCACUUGAUGACAAGGUAGUGUGGUUCCUCCGGAGGGAUGGAGAACCUGUCCUGAGCAGUGAUGACAUGACCAAAGUUAUGCAAUCGCUGCGAGUCUCAGACAGUCCGGCUGUUCCUUAUAAUCCGGAGAUGAAUGGGACCUGCGAACGUUUUAUGCGGACUUUGUUCGGCAGUGUACGCACAAUGCUGACUAAAGUUGAUAAACGCCUCUGGUGUUACUGCGUCGAGUACGCUGGUGACUGCUGGGAUCGUUUACCGCAUAACUAUGCAAAAAUGCCUCAACAUGAUGGAAAGAGUCCAAUUGAAAUCUUAGAAGAAAGGACUGGUAGAAACUCAUCGAAGAGUUCAAUCGGCAUGCUCCGCCGAUUUGGUUGUCUAGUUUACUUUCGUGAACAAAUUCAAGCCAACACUCCUGAACCCAAGCUCUCGGCCAAGUACCGCCGUGGCGUCUUCCUUGGACUCUGUCCGAAGUCGUCUGGUUGGUUGGUUGGAACUUUCGCUCAUGACGAUCGUUGCAAGCUUGGACAUCGAUGGGCGGAAUACUCUACCCUAGAUGUAAAGUUCAGAGAGGACUAUCUAAUUAAAAAUAUCGAUUGGCUUUUGCCAGAUCAGAAGGGCAUCUACAUUGAGUAUGACGAACUGGAAAAUCUGCAGAGUGGCGCGUCGUCGCUGGGCUCCCCCUUGCUUGGACAGUCAGUGCAAAGGCUGGAUCAUCAAUCGGGGUUCUCUGGCACGGAGCACAUUCCAGGUGGACCGACCGCGAUUUCCGACGAAUUAUUUAUUGAGACACUGGAUAAAGUAGAGGAAUCCAACGCAGCUGACUCUCCAAAAGGUGUUUCACUUGAGGAGGGGAAUGCUGAAGCGAAGGAUCGCGAGACAUCUGCUCCGCUAAGUCCGUCUAAGUCGAAAGCGCCUUCUCCAGCACGUGUUGUGGCAGGCGAACGCCGUACACACGUCAAGAAGCGUGGCCGACCAAAAGGAGCGAAGGACAAAGCAGGCAGCAGGGUUCGAAGAACAAAGAAACAGUUAGAAGAACUGAGAAAGAAUGUGGCGCUGUUCGCUAGUGCAGUAGGUGGCACGUGUGAAUUAGACGAAGAUGAGGAAUUCGUCGAAUCAUAUGUGAUUUUGUCCGUUGCUCAAGCACUCAAGUCUCCUGAUGCCGACAAAUGGCGGGAGGUUAUUGACAAAGAGCAUGCGAGACUGCUAGCCUUUGAGACGUGGAAAGAAGCUUCUGACGAGGAGCUUGCGACCGCGCGACAGGCUCUACCAAUUGCCAUAAUUCUAACUAUUAAAAGAUGUGGAAGAUACAAGGCUCGCGCUUGUGUCCUCGGUAAUCUAGAUCGUUCAGGAGAGCUAAACACCUUUGCUCCCGUAGUUUCACACGCCGCUAAUAGGCUGCUCCUGACAUCUGCUGCGUCAGAACAGGACUAUGUGAUCCCGUUCGAUUUAGAUUCUGCGUUCCUCAAUGCUGAACUCGAUCGCGAUGUCUUCUGCCGUCUCCCACCCAUCUGGGCAGAGAAGCAUGGACGCGAGAUCGUGAAGCUCAAGAAGGCCUUAUACGGCUUGAAGGACGCACCACGAGCAUGGUUCAAGAAAUAUCACGACAUACUAGCCAGUAUUGGCUGGGAGCCGUGUGAUUCUGCGCCAGGCUUAUGGAGAAAGCCGAGUGCGAAGGUACCUGGGAAGUUCCUCAAGAUGUCAGUCUAUGUUGAUGACAAUCUUGCAACGGGUCCUGAUCUUGAUGAGCUCAAGACCGAACUAGAACUCAUCUUCUCGCGUGCCCCUGGCCGUGCGAUUGAUGUGGAGUCCGUUCCAACCCCUUGGGGUCAAACGUGGCUCAGGUUCGACUUCUUAGGUGCCAUCGUGUACUACUGCCGUGAAGCUCGAACAUUUCGGCUCAAUAUGGAGGAGUACAUUGAUAAAAUCGCAAAGAAAUUCGAAAUUGAUGUCGGAAAACCGGUUUACUCGCCCAAUUUUGACGAGUCGGCUUUUCUUGAGGAGGGGAUCAAGAUAGUCGAAGGGUAUCCCUUUCGUGAGGUAGUUGGUGCCUUGCUAUGGGUAGCUGUAACCGCGCGCCCGGACAUUUCUGUACCGGUGGCAGCAUUGGCUAGACAUGUCAGCAAACCCGCGUCAACAAGAAUGGUUAAAGCAGCCAGAAAAGUGCUAAAGUAUCUGGUGACAACGAGAGACCAAGGACUGGAAUACUCACCAGAACAAGAAGAAGAAUUCAAUAGAAUCUAUUCAAAGUUACUACCUGAAGGCAGAGAUAUGCCAGAGGUGAAUAUCUUUAGUGAUGCAGGUUUCGCCAACUGCGCAAAGACUAUGAGAAGUACAAGUGGAUCGAUCAUGUAUUUCAAAGGCGUUCCAAUUGCUUGGAGAAGUAACCGACAAACUGUCCGUGCCUACUCUACGGCUGAAAGUGAAUAUAUUGCAGCUUCUGACACUAUCGUGCUUAGUGAACUGCAUGACUUUACAGACUUCUAUAGGCCUCUACCAACUCAGUUGGUACACACACAGAACGGCUUGUCUCCCUCUUUAGACAAUGCUGUGCUCUGGAUCGACAACCAAUCCGCGAUCACAACAGCCAAAGCAACUGACACACGCCCGAAGAGUCGCCAUUAUGCACUUCGCUACUUGCGUGUGCGUGAUGCGGCCAGUAAGAUAGUUUUCUGUCCAACUAACUUAAUGAAGGCUGAUGGCUUAACUAAGUUAGAAUGUAGUUCGUCUCAACGUAGACUACUACUUCACCAUAUAGAUAACCCGAUAACUAAAGUUGAGUAUGAUGAUUGUGAUUCCUCAGACGAUGAAACGAAUGGGGAUGAUUUAGCUUACUAUAGUGUAGUAUAUUCGGUUUACUUUGGUUUCUAGCCGAGUAUACCGUAGCCAUAGAAGAGUAGUUAGGAGAUAUGACUUCCGUGGUAGUCCAGAAGACUAGGGACUUCGACACGCAACGAUUGAGGAGGGGUGUUGGUCAAGGUCAUAAUCCUAAUGGAUUCACAAAGAUCACAAGGAUAAAGAUCAGCAAAAUGACCAAGAUCGCCAGGCAAAAGGUUACCGGAGCACCAUCCAAACGCCCGACGGGUUUACCGUCGCGCGGGUGUCUCUGGCUUCUCCUCUCUCUCUCGUUUGUGGCUCAAGCCUCCCAAUACAGUCAAGGACAAAACAGCACCGGAAUGAUCUCAAAGAUAACCUACAGACCUAAAUGCAUAUAGUUCCAAAAUCAGUGAUCAUCAGGCAAAGGACCUUCAACGUAUUCAGAUAGCAGGAAUGGUGAAUGUUUCAUAGCUGUAAUCAGGUCCAUAACGUCUUGUCAAGUUCUGAUCAAUGAUGGGAAUCAAUGUAGGAUGAUCGUAUGAAUCAAUGAUGAUAGCAUAAGCGUUUCCGUAUGAAGCAUAUGAGAGCUUCCCCAUGCUACAUGAUAUCCCAAUGAUGAAGCUGAGACUUCCUCCUUGCAACCCCAAUGAAUAUCCACAGGGAUCAAAGCAGCCAGAGAUCAUUUGUCUCAGGCUGUGAGUGCAAAUUGUGAAAACAGUAUCACUCUCAAGUGUCUCCUUCCGAGAAACUAGACGCGACUUAACAGUCUGUGUUCGAAUGUAUCCAACAAAGAGAGAGGAAGGCUCAAGAAGAAUCUUCCAUUCUAAUUCCAGCAAGAACGAAUGCGUGGACUCGACCAAGUGCUAGCUACCAGUGACCGCGUCCAUGAGCACGUAGCCAAUCUACAGCGCCUCGAGAGCAGUAGUCGGGAUCAGGUAUUGGUAUUGAAGGGAACGCGCACAGGUGGCUCACCAAGAAUGCUUUCUUCGAAAACUGGCAGUCCGAAAGUUAACAAAUCGUCUCCUAAGCGAGCCUCUUUUCUCGAUUAUGCAGACUCCUAUGACAGGGACGCGACAGCAAGUACGGCGGCAAGCACACGUGCACAAGUUAAGGCUUGCAACGAUUCAUCUUCACAACGAUUCAUCUUCUCCGUUUUCGGCAUUGAAUUCUGAGAAGAAGGGCAUGCGGAAAAAAAAAACUUUGUGCUCUAAACUAGGGACUGACGCAACCGAGGAAACGGAGAGAAAGGGUGGUUCUUCGAGUAGUCAGGAAGAAGUGGGGGAGACAAUCGAAGUGGACACGAAACUGCUAGAAGAAGUUGCGGGAAGAAGGUUUUCUGAAUAGAAAUAGCGUUCACUUUGUUCCAAAUUCAACAGAACACUGCUGUGAUUUUGAAAAAUAUCACUCAUCGCUUAAAUGCAAACCUCCACAUCAGAUACAAUUUUCCUCUGGUCCAUUUUGCUGGUUCUCGGUCUCAGCAACUGGACCUCGCGCCAGCUGGCUUCGUAAGUAUGGCGAUGGGCAUGAACACGAAACUGUACCUCUUGCCAUACGCUAGCGAGGAACGGCCUUUACCAUCAGAAAAGACACUGCAGAUCCUGUCCGCCGUGGCAGUCUGUCAAGCAGCGGUCCUUCUGCUUGUCGAUGGCGUCAGUCUGCAAAACGCAGAGUCUGUUAUGUUGCAGCAUCAUGUGCAUCUAUUUUGUUGCAGAAGUACCAACCACGUCUCAUAAUGUAUGGGACAGUUGUUUUAGGUUCUUCUGUAUCAUGGUACAGUUGUUUACAGAUGCUGUUCUCGCACUGUAGUAGUGCUUGACUAAUAUCUAGUUCUUUCUAAGGCCACUUCUUCCCGCCGCUCCGACAUGCAGUACUACGGCUUGUAUGUGCUGAUCGCUGCGCCAGAACGUAAAGUGUUGCGGCAGUUGCAGGAUGAAGCCUCUCGUGUCGAGAUCGACGAGGCGCCAAAGCAAGGAAUCCGUCCACGAGCUCCGGACUUCGCUAAAGAAGCGGAUAAGUUGCAAGAAGCACCGUUUUUACCAAUUUUAUGCUGAAAGGACAAGAUGAUUUGCUGACAAGAUAAUUUGCUGCCUUUGGUGCAGGAUCCAUAACCCAACCUAACAUAAACUUUGAACAGCGGAAUCUGGUGAGGUUACCGCAUGAUAUUGCCUCAAAGUAGUCUCAUCAUCAUCCCAUGUACUAUAAGAUGAUUGAGAUGAGUUGUGUUGAGAGGACCACAAGCGUUACAAUUCGCAUCUAACAUCAGAGGCCGACGACUGGCAUCCAGUGCUCACACGCUCUUUUGGGUUUGGACCGCAUCUAGUUGGAAGCUACGCGAAGGAGGAAGAAUUUAGCGACGAUGAAAAGCUAGACAGACACUACACGGCAACGUAUUUUGAUUUUGUACAAUUAAGUACUUGGUAGCGACGAUUUGUAUGAGCAAAGUGCUUGUAGCUACGAUUUGUAUGAGUCUUUCUAAGUAAAUGGUUAGUAUGGAGGAGUUGUAUGAGGUGUUCCUGUGUGCGAGAGAUGCAGAGCGAUGAAGAAGGAGACCAUUUAGUGCCUAGCAUAGUUGGACAAGCUACUAGCCAAUAAACACUCACAUUUCGUUCUGCUUUCUGUUUCUCGUCAACAAUCAUUGUUUGUGUUCUCCUCAACUCUACAGCGAUGGCGCCUUAACGAAAGGCGGUUUCUACGAACAAGCAUGCGUAGUGGUAGUACGAAAACCUGAUCUUCUUGGCGAACUAGUGAGGCAAGGGACGCAGCGUGGCCUGUACCUAUGCGGAUUACGAACCGUGUAUCCAAGUGCUAGUGAGAUCGAGAAGUGCUGUUCCAUCUUGAAGCAGCAUCUUCGAGCGUCACAGCGCAAUGUCAUCGCGGCACUGCGUGGGCCAGAUUGCCUGGAAAUUUUGCGCGAAAUCGUUGGGCCUAGUCCAGAAAUAGCAAGGCAGACGGACCCAACGUCACUGAAUGCCAGAUUUGUUAAGGCGAUAUCAGAAGACAGAAACCUCCCUAUUUACGCUCCUUAGUUAUAUACUUGCACUUUUUGGAUCUCUUCUUGGCAAGGAAAAAAAACCUACUUAGGUAAAUAUUAUAAGAUUCUUGACUAUCAAUCUAAGGAUCAACAACAUAUUAUAAGAUGCUUUUUCUAUAGCACAACGAAUGAAUGCUGUGAACGCAAUAAGAUUUACAUCUCCUGCUCUAAUCUUUGUGGAAUCCAUUCCACCCACGUCGUAAGCCCACCCGCUCGCGGCCAGGUCGAUUUAGUAUGGGCCUUCGGUGGUCGUGCGCAGGACAUACAGCCUAAGGAGCCUCUGGGAAGACAAGAUAUGAGCCUUUUUGGAAGUGAAUAGCAGCAAUAUAUAGAGGAAAAAGUAGUAGUAGAAUAGCAGGUGUACUGUAGUUGACAUUGUGUUUAGAUCAUGGAACACAGUUAUGGUUACCUUGGAAAAGAAAAAUCAAAAUAUAAUUCUAGAAGAUACGUCUUCUCAUACGCAGUAUCUUCGUCCUCCUUCUCUUACCCCUACUCCUCUUUCCACCCCCAUCUCCUUCAUCUCCCACAUGGCCGCACACCUGAAGACCGCGUUGCGCAAUACGGCAGUGACGCACGCUUUCCACGUGUUCCCGGAACAGGUGUACUGUGUAGCGCUACGACACGCCCUUGCGCCAAAGGAUCUGGUGACUCGCCUCGGACUCUUCCUGCGACAUUUCGGACGUGUCCUCAGCGUCAAUCCCCAGCGAGUCAAACUUGAAGGAAUGGGGAGUCUUAGUUUAUGAUUACAGCAAUGUCACUGCGUAAUCGCAGGUGGCCUAAGUGGGUCUACUUGUAUCUUGAAAGGUAGAUCCCCCUUUCUGGCAUGCUUGAUGCCUGCUACAACAUCACAGCGUAAUAGUUUUUUGAGUCACAACGACGUAUGAAUGUGUAAACACAUAAAGCAGCAAGUCUUCUUCACUUCUAAUCCUUACCUUUACUGUGACUGCAGUACGGGAGGCUGGCACAGGGUUCUUGCAACCCCUGAGGCAGCAGUCGGGGUCCCUCUACGAGCACGUCUUUUCAGAAUUGCCGAUGGAGACAUACGGUCUCCGAGUGCGAAAUCUAGACCAAAAUUUAUGGCUGAGCCUCUGUGACUACCAAGGAUAUCUUGAACUUUUAUACUGUAGGUUUCAAUGUUUGAUGAGGUGUUGAAGAGAAUUGAAUCGAUGCUGUCACUUGUUACUUCGUUCCUCUUCUCUAAUAAACCAUGCCUUCAGCGCCCCACCAAGAACCGAGGAUCAGGUGGACGUUUGCGUCACUCUUCUACCCCUCUUGCCAGGAGACGAUCUUUCUUAUGAGUUCUUACAGUUUUGAUUUUUUGCACGACCUUUCUUAUGAGUUCUUACAGUUUUGAUUUUGAAUGCGCAAGUGGAGAGCUCCUAAGGAUUUGCUAGUCGGUCCUGAUUUUCUUGGUGUCUUUCUAGUGACUGCCAGCUUUGAAGAGUCAUGCAGUUCAAGAUUGGUUAGCUCAUAUGAACAUUAGCCAAGUGACGUAAUACAUCAAUUUUUCGAAGACAAACAUCACAGUCUAAGCUUCAGCAGUAUGGCAGCUAUUGGAGUCGGAAGGUGCAGACCACAAAGCAGGUGAACCCCGAUCACUCACGUUUGGCGCUGGCUUGGACCUCAUCGCAUUGA
Molecule: messenger RNA, 14050 nt
Organism: Amoebophrya sp. A25
Lineage: Eukaryota; Dinophyceae; Syndiniales; Amoebophryaceae
Source: the annotation of a GenBank genome assembly